This is a messenger RNA of Myotis davidii, 1606 nucleotides long. RefSeq names its product chromosome unknown open reading frame, human C16orf78 (gene CUNH16orf78). NCBI's taxonomy places the organism in Eukaryota, Metazoa, Chordata, Mammalia, Chiroptera, Vespertilionidae. The record is from RefSeq and is a predicted model, not a curated record. Bases 782 to 1567 code for a protein of 261 amino acids. The transcript has 6 exons.
UAUUUUAAACGGCCCUUGAGGACUGCAGUGCCCCCGAGUAUGAAAAUCCCAGAAAGGAGGACAGAGUAAAAAAGACAGGUCGCCACGGAGGGGGCCGAACCGCGCGGCACCGCGUGGAAAAUCCCCGUGGACCCCCGUCAGGGCACGUGGCCCGAUUCCUUCAAUACGAGUUAAAAAAGAGAAACCAGCCUGACCGUGCCACACCCUCCUCCCUGUUUGAAUUCCUUUGCUGUUUCCUGCUGGCUUCCCCUUCCUUCCGGUUUAAGGCGACAGGUGAGUUCCAAGUCCCGUCUGAUCCGGCCACGGCCACGGCCCACCUCUCCGGCUCCGUUCCUCACUAGCCACCUGGCCUUCCGCCAUCCGGCACGUGUGCCUGCGUCCAUCCUGCCGCAGGGCCUUUGCACGUGCUGCGUUCCUCCGUCAGGGCCAGAGCCCUGUGUGGCCAACUCGCUCUUCAGCUCCCAGCUCCAGUGUGAGCCGCCCGCCAGCCCACCUCAUCUCCUUCUCCUGUCACCGCUCUCCGAGGUCGACAUGCCUUCCCUUCAUGCCACUGCUCCGCUCCACUCACCACUGUGGCCUCAGAGAGUCAUUGUUUGACAGCCAAGGGUGACCUCACAAUCCCCCUCCAGGCCUCCCACCCUUCAGGCCACGGUGCCAGCUGCCAGGCCCUAACUCUGCCCUCUCUGCUCACACCUGGAGGCAGACCCACCUUCGGAGCCACCCAGGCCCGCCACCAGGGACAGAGGGCUCCCCAGGGGAGCCUGUGCCACCUGCCGCCCCGAUGCAGAAACACGGCUCCAUCGUGCCGGACAAGCCCGAGGGCCGCAAGGACUCCCUGCCCACGGAGAGGAAGUCCAUGUGGAGGACGGCCGACGAGAGGCGCAUGUCCGACCUCACGCGGGUGAUGGAGUGGCUGGAGCGGCGGUUUGGGGGACGGAAACGCACCAAGGGACCCUGGGUGCCCCGGAAAGCAGCUGGGAAGGACGCGAAGAAAGUCAAAGUCACCUUGAAAACUGAGAGAGAGAAAAGCCGCCAAGUGACAUUCUCUGAGCAGGGCAAGCCAGGGGGCCGGAGGGACGUGGACCCGGCCGCCUUCCGCAGGCUCUACGGGACAGACCAGAAGGGGAAGCACCUGAGCACCGUCCCCGGCAACUACAGCAAGGAGAGCGUCGGCAAAUCCGAGCUGGAGAUGAAGGACUCGGCCGCCACGGAGUCCACCCCGCGCAUGAUGUCCUUCCACCACCAGAGCAUGACGGACUCCACGCUGCAGGACUCCAUCUUCGGGGGGCGCAAGUCCACGCUCCUGAGGGACUGGGUGGGCAAGCUGCCCGACACGGCCUACGAGCGCCGGCUGAAGAGCCUCAUGGAGAAGGGCGCGGAGCCCAAGGUGGAGGCGGUGAGGGCCCUCCGUCCGCACAGGUACCUGAGGCUGUCCAAGAACAACAUCCGGACGCUGCUCAAGCUGUGCACGGACGCCGGGCUGGUGGUGGACAUCCACCCCCACAUGGUGGAGGCGGAGAUAGACGCCAAGAAGGUGUUCGCCCCGUCCCCCACCGUGUCCCUCUAGCCGCCCCUCCCCGCGGCCCCCUCCCCCCCCGGGCUGGCU